AUCAUUCGAAUGUAACGUCUCUCACAACACCUCCUCCUCUCCUCACCGCUUAUCUCUACAAUUAACAUGGCAAAAUCGACAACGGCGGCGUUAUCUCUGCUGCUUCCGGCGCCGCGGCGCUCCAAAAUCAGACCACCGCCGCCGCCCGAUCGCAUAGGAAAAACCAGAUUUUCGCGUACGACGGCGGCGGCGGCGGUGAGGUGCUGCUGCAUUGAAUUUGGGGUGGCGGAGGCGAUGAGGGAGGCGCAGCCGUAUUUUGUGGCGCAUCGGGGUAGUACUUUCGUGGUGGUGCUGGCCGCUCAAAUUGUUGAUGGCCCCCACUUGCCGUCUAUUCUUCGGGGGACCCACAAAUAUUCUUCAGGAGCGUAAAAAACGUGGUAUAUAGAUGAUAAAAAUACGUAUCUAAAUAAAAUUCCUUACUCACAUGUGAAUGAUGUAAUAAUAUCAGUUUAUUGGUUUUGUUAGUAAUUCAGUACUGUAGCUUUGCAGUUCGGUAAGUAAAUGAUUUAAUGAUUGGCUGCCGUCGCGAA
Molecule: messenger RNA, 530 nt
Organism: Salvia hispanica
Lineage: Eukaryota; Viridiplantae; Streptophyta; Magnoliopsida; Lamiales; Lamiaceae
Source: RefSeq, a predicted model, not a curated record